CCACUUCAGACGGUACCAAGGAAGGUCUCGAGAACUUGAAAGGCGGCGCCUGUUUGUCCAAAGGGAUGAAGGUGAUGCUGAAAGUCGGACAGCAUCGCAACACGGGUUCCAAAUCCCAGAAUUCCAUGCCCGCCACUCCCGCUGAGAAGGACCGAGGGAUGCCGGGUGCCGCCGAACCGAACAAGGAAAUGGUCCCAGGACCCCCAUCUGGAAACACGACCGGGAAAGUUGGUGGUGAGAACGGUCCAUUGCCGCAGUCGAACGUACCCAUCAUUGCUGGCGCUGCCGGAGGAGCAGCCUUCGUGUUGCUGGUGGCUGCGGCAGUGACGGGGGCCCUGUGUUACCGCCACCACCGGGCCAAGCACAGUGAGUCCCACCACCCGCCGUUGUCUCUCAGCACCCUGACCAGCCCCAAGCGAGUUGGGGGCGGAGGGGGCGCCAACAACAACGGCUCGGAGCCGAGCGAUAUCAUCAUCCCGCUCAGGACUUCAGACAGUGCGUUCUGCCCACAUUACGAGAAGGUGAGCGGCGAUUACGGCCACCCUGUCUACAUCGUGCAGGAGAUGCCACCGCAGAGCCCGGCCAACAUCUACUACAAAGUAUGA
Messenger RNA from Protobothrops mucrosquamatus (brown spotted pit viper), 605 nucleotides. Its product is annotated as ephrin-B3-like. Gene Ontology annotation, cellular component: membrane. The annotation marks the transcript as partial. Lineage: Eukaryota; Metazoa; Chordata; Lepidosauria; Squamata; Viperidae. The record is from RefSeq and is a predicted model, not a curated record. The transcript has 3 exons.